Leopardus geoffroyi (Geoffroy's cat) is the source of this 980-nucleotide messenger RNA. RefSeq names its product peroxiredoxin 4 (gene PRDX4). The transcript has 7 exons. NCBI's taxonomy places the organism in Eukaryota, Metazoa, Chordata, Mammalia, Carnivora, Felidae. The record is from RefSeq and is a predicted model, not a curated record. Gene Ontology annotation, cellular component: endoplasmic reticulum; cytosol. Gene Ontology annotation, molecular function: thioredoxin peroxidase activity. The coding region runs from base 100 to 918 and encodes 272 amino acids. Gene Ontology annotation, biological process: hydrogen peroxide catabolic process; response to oxidative stress; cell redox homeostasis.
CGCCCCGACUCACGCGGGCGUCCGGCGCGGAUUGUAGCCGCCUGGCGGCGGGAUAAGUCGCGCUCGCGCCUAGGGACGAGUGUUUGCGCUCGCGUGGUCAUGGAGGCGCUGCCGCCGCCGCUAGCCACGACCACUCCGGCCUCUGGCCGGAGCCGAAGACUGCUCAUGCUGCCCCUGCUGUUCUUCUUGCUGCCAGCCGGAGCUCUGCGGGCCUGGGAGGCAGAGGAGAGGCCCCGAACCCGCGAAGAAGAGUGUCACUUCUACGCGGGUGGACAAGUGUACCCAGGGGAGACGUCCCGGGUUUCGGCCGCUGAUCACUCCCUGCACCUCAGCAAAGCCAAGAUUUCCAAGCCAGCGCCUUAUUGGGAAGGAACAGCUGUGAUAAAUGGAGAGUUCAAGGAGCUCAAGUUAACUGACUAUCAUGGGAAAUACCUGGUUUUUUUCUUCUACCCCCUUGAUUUCACUUUUGUGUGUCCAACUGAAAUCAUCGCCUUUGGUGACAGAAUUGAAGAAUUCAGAUCUAUCAACGCUGAAGUCGUAGCAUGCUCUGUCGAUUCACAGUUUACCCAUUUGGCCUGGAUUAAUACCCCUCGAAGACAAGGAGGACUUGGGCCAAUAAAGAUUCCACUUCUUUCAGAUCUGAAUCAUCAAAUCUCAAAGGACUAUGGCGUAUAUCUGGAGGACUCAGGCCACACUCUUAGAGGCCUUUUCAUUAUUGAUGACAAAGGGAUCCUAAGACAAAUUACUCUGAAUGACCUUCCUGUGGGAAGAUCAGUGGAUGAGACACUGCGUUUGGUUCAAGCAUUCCAGUACACUGACAAACAUGGAGAAGUCUGUCCUGCUGGUUGGAAACCAGGUAGUGACACAAUAAUUCCAGAUCCAGCUGGAAAACUGAAGUAUUUUGAUAAAGUCAACUGAAAAAUACUUCCUCACGUUACCAUGCUCGACAAUUCUCAGUAAAGCUCACCGUUUUACUACCA